Messenger RNA from Hyalella azteca, 3054 nucleotides. Its product is annotated as metabotropic glutamate receptor 3-like. Lineage: Eukaryota; Metazoa; Arthropoda; Malacostraca; Amphipoda; Hyalellidae. Gene Ontology annotation, cellular component: membrane. The record is from RefSeq and is a predicted model, not a curated record. Gene Ontology annotation, molecular function: adenylate cyclase inhibiting G protein-coupled glutamate receptor activity. Gene Ontology annotation, biological process: regulation of synaptic transmission, glutamatergic; G protein-coupled glutamate receptor signaling pathway.
UGUUUCAAAUUUCAUUUUUAACGAAUUGAUUGAAAUUAAAUAUUCAAUCCAACCACCGUCUUUCGUCGCGUCAUGAUUUUACUACUUGAAUUAUAAUUUCAGAACCAACAAAGGAACGCAUCCACAGUCUAAAAUAAAUAAUAGAUAAUUAGGGAAAAAUUUCAGUCUACUCGAAAUUAAACAUUUUUCCUGGAUCAGGCUCGAGAUUUCCGCAAACGCUAAUUUGAAACAAAAUUCGAUAAAUUAAUUCUAAUGCGAGUUUCUUUUCGUUAGUUUGAAUUCGUUAUUUUCGCAUAAAUCCUUUCCGUACAAGUCCUUCACAUGAAGAAGUGUCAUUUCUUUUUACAAGAUGUACGAAGAACACAUGAUGGUCUUUCGACCUUGCACUCUAAUAUCAAAUGUAUUGUUAAUAAUAGCUACAUCAAUUAUAACACAAAACUCGAGUGCCUUCGCUCUGGAGAAAAGCGAUCGCCAGAUCAGGUCGUGCAUUGUCAGCGAUAGGGGCGGAGACAACCUAACCUUGCUUCACCCAGCCACCGCAGACCGCAACACGCUGCUGCUCGGCGCUCUCUUCCCCAUCCACAGCCAAAAGCGCCUGCCUUGCGCUGGAGACGAGGGAGAGGUGCACGUCUGUGACAAGAUUCAGCAGAAGGACGGCAUAGAAGCUUUGGAAGCUUUUCUCUUCACUUUGGACGAGAUCAACAAGAACUCGUCACUGCUUCCCGGCAUCACCUUAGGAGCCCUCGCUUUAGACUCCUGCGACUCUCCCGAAGUGGCCUUACGUCAAUCCAGAAAUUUUGUCAAAGGGAACCUGGCUGCACAAAACGCCCACCACGACACGGGCUUCACGUGCGGCGACGACAGCAGUACGCCGUCCUACAUGGGCGGCCGCUACGAUAAAGUCGUAGGCGUCAUCGGCGGCCAGAAAAGUUCUGUUUCUGUUCAGAUGGCAAACAUUUUCAAGCUUUUCGAGAUCCCGCAAGUGAGCUACAUCAGCACAGCGUCGUCCCUCAGUCACCGCUCUAUGUACCCUUACUUCUUGCGAACCGUGCCCUCCGACGAUGACCAGGCAGAAGUCAUACUCCGUGUGCUGAAAACCUUCUCAUGGGUCUACGCGUCGCUGGUUUAUUCGACCGAUGAGUAUGGGGAGAGCGGACGUCGGGAGCUGCUGGCGCAGGCCACCACCUACGACGUCUGUUUUGACCUCAACAACUACGGGCUCUCAGCAGCCGACGGCGACCAACAGUACGCCGCUGUCGCUAAGAAAGUUUACGCCAACACCAAGGCAAGAGUGGUCGUGGUGUUCGCUGAAGCUUCGGUGGCUACCCGACUGUUCGAAAAACUGUACGGCGAGCGACACGAGUUUCACGAAGGUUUUGCCAAAGUCUUCGUGGGAUCUGAUGCAUGGACGGUGAAAAAUAUUCAGAAACAUGUCAGCUCUAUAGUUGAGAACACGAUCGCAGUGCAGCCUCUGGUAGAACAGAUCCCAGGGUUUGAUGCGUACUUCACUGGCCUGAAGCCGGCGACCAACAAGCGCAAUCCUUGGUUUGAGGAGUUCUGGGAGGACAAGUUUAAGUGUUCAUUGCAGUCCAGGAGAAACGGGCAGUGUGACAUGUCUCUGUCUCUUGGAGUCGGGGAGUCGCCCCCCUACAGGCAGCGUGGUUGGUUGCACUUCCUCCGCGACGCCGUCUACGCCUUCGCUAUGGCGCUGCACGACAUCUGGCGGCAGCACUGCGACGGCCGGCCUGGCGUCUGCGAUGACAUGACGCAUGAAGGACACAUACACGGCCAUCAGCUGCUCGUCGCACUCAAAAAUGUCUCCUUCCUUGAUGUGACCGAGCACGAGUUCAGGUUCAACCCCAUCACUCGGUCAGGGUUGCCGCGGUACACGUUGUUUCAGUUCCAGCACGACGAAACCGAUGGCGCUUAUUCUUGGGUUCCCGUGGGAAAUUAUUCAAAAUUAGCAGGUCAAGAGGCUGAGAUAAACUGGUUUUCGGAUCUCAUUUGGUCGCACAAAGCGGAACCUCCAGUCUCCCAAUGCAGCGCUCCAUGCGCGUCCGGACAAGCUGUUAUCAAGCGAGACACUUGCUGCUGGGAGUGCAUGAACUGCACAGAACAUCAAUUCCUGAACGUCAGUCAUGAUUCAGAAGCAGGUUUCUGCGACUCAUGUUCCCCUUGCUUCUUACCUGCGGAAAACGGCACAGCCUGCCAACCAAAACCUGAGAAGCAUCUUGGCUAUAACAAUCACUGGGUCAUCACGGCUACGGUGUUCGCCAUUUUAGGUUUCUGUGACUCUUGUUCCCCUUGCUUCUUACCUGCGGAAAACGGCACAGCCUGCCAACCAAAACCUGAGAAACAUCUUGGCUAUAACAAUCACUGGGUCAUCACGGCUACGGUGUUCGCCAUUUUAGGAAUAAUUACAGCGAUUUGUGUCGGCGUCAUUUUUUGGAUUCACUUCGAUACUCCAGUCAUCAAUUGAGCGGCAUCACGCGAGCUUUCUUUUCUGCUACUCCUCGGGAUCUUCUUAUCUUUCUGCAUGACCUUGGCUAUCGUGACGCCUCCAAAUCGCAUAACGUGUGGCAUUACAAGAUUCUUCUUAGGCUUCAGCUACACACUUUGCUACGCGGCCAUCCUGACGAAGACAAAUCGAAUUAUUACCAGGAUUUUCAAGAGCCCCUCCAAAGCCCUUGAGGCAAAAUACACGUCACCUGCGUCACAGAUGAUGAUCGUAAUGGCGCUCGUCAGUUUAGAGGUGGCCAUCAAUGUUGUCUGGCUGCUUCUAACACCUCCUCAAGAAGCCGCCCUUUGUGAUGUGAAGAUUCCUCACAAGAUUCUCGUGUGCAGAGGAAUUGACGGAUACUCCUACAUGGUGGGACUGCUGUAGCCGCUCUCGCUCGUAUUUGUCUGCACCAUCUAUGCCAUCAAGACCAGAAAGUGUCCGGGUGGCUUCGAUGAGGCACGCUACAUCGCGUUCACCAACUACACGUCGUGCAUCAUUUGGGUGGUGUUCGUGCCGCUCUACCUCUCCAAGGAACCCUCCGAUGAGACGAGGAU